AUGAUUGACGGGCCGCCUUUCCCGCGGCAGCGCGCUGUUGCUGCCGUCGCGAGCGAGCGAGCGCGCGCGCCCGGAGCCGCGAGCUGUUGCCUCGCGCGGCGGCUCGUGCCCUUCUCCGCUGACUGAGGGACGGACGGGCUGACAGGCGGGCGGGCGGACGGUUGUCUCGGCGGCGGCGCCCCCCCCCCGCGCUCCCUUUUCUGCCGCGUGAGGCGAGCACGGAGACCCGGUGAGACUCGAACCCCGCUCCCCCCGCUGAGGCGACCGAGGGGGAGGGAUGUAUGGCGGGGGUCUCUCCCGGAGCGCGGGAAGGGCAGAGCGGGAGAGGCGGCGGCGGCGGGGUGGGGAUGUCCCGAGGCGCCCCCUGCCCUGGGAGGGGAUGGGGUCCUUCUGGCGGCGGCGGGGGCUGAGCCUCCUCCUCCGCAGGUGCGAGGGGCGCCCCGGGGUGUGCCGCGCGUGUGGCGAGGCGCCGAGCGGGUCCGGUGCCAGGGACACCGGGGAGGGCGGGCGGGCGGCCGGCCGGCCAGCGAGCGUGCGGCGCCGAGCGGGGUUCACGCCGGGACAGGGCAGCCUGGGCUGCUGUAAUUGGAAAGCGAAGCGGGGAGGAGGAGGAGGAGGAGGAGGCGAGGGCAGCCCGGAGAAGCCCGGCGGCGCUUGCAAAGCUGGCCUUAUUAUAGCCCCGAGUUUUUCCCAUGAGCUCGGCUUUGGGCCGCCUCUGUGCUCCUCCUUGCAAUUCGUCCAGCGUUUGUGCCUGUGUUGCUUCGUGUUCAAGUGUUUGUGAGUUCUGCUUGCUCCCACAGGAUUAAGGUAACGGCUCCCAUCAUUGUGGAUUUGUGCGUUUGUGUGUGGGGGGUUCAUCUAGGCCGUCCUGGUGGCUGCCAUUGCGUCCUUUGCUGCAGGGGCGGUUGUGCAUGUGCUGAUGUGCUCUCUUCCAGAUCCUUCAGAUGCUCACAACUGUCAGAGAAACAACUAAGAAAAAAAAGGAGGGGGUAUUGAGACCCUGUUCCCUUUCUAUCAGUAUAUCCCCCCUGAGGCUUUAUCAGCAUCUUCAUUGUGCUUUUCUGUCACUCACAACAAAAUUUCUGUAGUCUGCACCACAAGAUUAUGCACAAUCUGUUGCACCAUUGUGCCAGUCAAAUAAGGUGAUUUUCUUUUGUCCAGGUAUAGUUCAGUAAAGAUGUAUUGGGUUCAUACUCUUUAGAGCAGGUGAAUCGUUCAUAGCCCUUGCUCUUAAAUUCAACCAUCUAUACAACCAAACUUGUUGUUCUUCCCCCUUUCUUUCUCACCACAGUCUCCCAUCUCUUUUAGUCAAAGGAUGCUAACUUCUGUAGUCUAUUUCACAAGCAGACCAUUUUGAACCUUUCACCUGGAAUGUCUUCACUGACAACAUCUGCCAAACUACUGUAUUAAAAUUGUUCCUAAAAUAUUGCUUGGGAUCUGCUCUAGGAUGUUGGUACAAGUAAUUGCAGUAAAAUAUGGGGUACUGAAACACCACAAAAGCUAUGUUUGAUUCUCUCCCUCCCUCCAGCUUCUUGAUAUUCACUUAUGUAUCAUUUACAAUGUGUAUUUGGGCCUUGUGGUCAGUGUGGUGGUGGUGUUUUAUUUGUUAAGUAAGUUUAGAUAUUAAUGGCUUAUUCUUUGCAAUGUCUUAGGUACCUCACAUCACUUAGGGACUUCAUUAAACCUCAAUGGUGCACUGUUCUUAGCAAUAUUGUUUCCCCCCACAAUUUUUAAGUGCCUGAAUUGUUUGUUUAGAUCCUUGCAGGCAUGGCCUUUCUUUACAAGAAAAAAGAGGGGGGGGAAAGAAAAAGAAAUAGAAAAGAAAAAAAAUACAAAAUACAGAAAAAAGAUAAAAAAGACAUCAAUCUUUCCAUGCCUUACAUUUCAUUUCCUUGCUUCCCUGACCUCCUCACACCUCCCUUUUUUGUAUUCCAGUUCUAUUGGUUAGUUCAGCAAUUCCUUUCCCUCUUUGCUUUUGUCUUAAUCUUUUAACUUAAUAUAUUAUAACUUUAGAUUUUCACCUGUUAACAAUCCAUUUUUACAUACACCUUUAUAACACUGCUACUAAAACCACUUAACUUCAUUCUGACAUCAUUCUAACAUUCAUUAAUUUUGCAGUAUUUCUGUAAAUAGUCUUUAAAUUUCUUCCAAUCUUCUUCCACUGACUCUUCUCCCUGGUCUCGGAUUCUGCCAGUCAUUUCCGCCAGUUCCAUAUAGUCCAUCACCUUCAUCUGCCAUUCUUCCAGAGUGGGUAAAUCUUGUGUCUUCCAAUACUUUGCAAUAAGUAUUCUUGCUGCUGUUGUGGCAUACAUAAAGAAAAUUCUGUCCUUCUUUGGCACCAAUUGGCCGACCAUGCCCAGGAGAAAGGCCUCUGGUUUCUUCAAGAAGGUAUAUUUAUAUACCUUUUUCAUUUCAACUUUACAAGAAAUUUUACUGGUAUGACUCCGUCUGGCUGACCAGUCUCUGGUGACCAGUCUCUGUUUUCCUUCUUAACUUGUCUUUCCCUAGAAAAUUUGUUUCACAGAAAAUUUAUAUUGUCAAGUGUUCUAGAACUCAAUUCCUGUGUUCCAAAUAAAACCUUUAAUUUUGGAAAUCUGUAUUUGUAAUGAAAGCUUUUAUGUUGUUGGUGGGAGAGGACAAAUAAGAAGAGUGUUUAAAGAAAUCCUUAUGUAAAAUCUUUGUAAUCCAAUUUGCCUUUGGAGAAAGAUUUCUGUAUAGUUCUCUUUGUUCUUAAUGGAUCAUAUUAGGCAGUACAGUACACUAUUGCUGCUGAAAAAUAUGAAGAAUUUGCAACAAUGUUUACAUUUAAAUAAGGAUAGGAUUAUGCUGAUUUGCAGUUUAGACGAAUGAUCGACAAGCUGCUUCUCUAGGAAUGCAGCUGUAAUAAAGUGAUUUAAAUAGUCCACUUCAUUUGAAAAACCCCUUAAAAUUCUGUGUGUCUGCAUCACAUACUGUCUUUAGUUCACCCAGCGGCAAAUGGAUACUUGACCCAGUGAUCUCUAGAUUGAUUAAAGUUGAUACUUGGCAAAACCAUAUCCUUAGAAAUCCUUUGAACUUUGACUACAUCAGUCCAUGAGGUUGAGGAACAGACUUUAUACACUUUUGUAGCAUGAUUUCUGUUCAUGUUUUCAUGCACUCCCACAGAGUGCAGUAGGAUUUACUUCUAAUAUGUGUACAUAUUAUUUCACUUUUAAUUAAAUGUAGUUUGGGGGCUUGAUCUACUUUUGGAAUGUCCCAGUGCAGGAAUUAAUGUGUUAAAUUCCUUGGCUUGGUUCCAAAGGACUACUUUAGGCAAGCUUAGUAAUUUUAUUUUUAAAAAAUUCUGAAUAGUGGAUGAACAUGACAUAUUUCAAGCUGCUUUGGAAACAGCCAAUCUUUGAGAGCUGCUGCUGGAAAAUACAAGCCCAAAGGCCCACUGUAGGUUUGGCAAUGGCUGAAUUACCAGGAAAAGCUAGAGAUUCCUUGAAUAGAAUCCACAAGCCGCACCUCCUGCCUGACCUCCACCAGUUUAGUAUCUUCCACUGAGCCUCAUAAAUCACACAGCGGUGCCUACUCAUAGGAGCUUGUAUAACUGCACUAAAAUAUGAGAAGUAUGUCCUCAUGAGUGUUAUUUUUAGUGUCUUUUUUUUCUUUCAAAAACCUGGGGGCACAAAACAAACAAAACCUUGCAGCAAUAAUCAUCUUCCCCUUUGUUAUCACUAUACUUACGGGAUGUGGGGUCUGCAAAGGGAAAUACCUCAGUUGCUGGGCUCUUUCAUUAGAGAAUCUUUCAGGAAAGUAUUUUUACUAUUUUUAUUCAACAACUGAGAUACAGGGUGGAUAGUACAAGAUAGGAGUGACGAACCUUUCAGGUUGUGAUUUUUUUAUUUGCAUUACACAGACACCCUGCACUAUGCCAGAAUAAUAUUUAAUAACAAUACCACCUCAUUUUAUGGGUUGGAACCUUUUCUGCUACCGCUCCUUAAAUCCUAGAAGGGAACUUUAGGGAAUUCAAUUGUUUUCAUGUCUCCACUCUGGACUUUCACCUCAAAAGAGGCCUGCUAGCCUUAAGCUAUGAGUGGGGAAGCUGUGACCAUUCAGAUGUUGUGGUAUUCCAACUCCUUUCAGCUCCAACCACCAUAGCGAAUGGUGGGAAUUGCAUUCUAACAAUAUCUGAAUGACUGCAGGUUCCCCCAUCCCUAUUCUAAGUGUUUCUUUUGUAGCAGAAGUUCUGUCACUGCCCCAAAAGGCGAUCUAGCCCAAGUUCCUGAUGGCCAUAUGAACUCAACUCAGUCCCCAGGCCCCCACACUCUCAUUUUCCUGCUGGAGUUCAAGAAUUGGCAUAUGUAUGCAGCUGUUCCACUUGGCUAGUAAAUUCCCAGUCUACCAAGACGAAUGCAGCUAGACUUGUGUGCUAGGAAAGUGACUGAAUUGGGAGAACUUUACCAAACCAAGUACAAGGAAGAAGAGGGGCAGGGAGGCAGCUUGCUAAAAAGAGACUCUUCUUUGGGACCUAACAUUGGUGGCUGUAGAUGAUAGACAGCCCGAGCGUAAAAAAGCAAUAUAGAGAUGGAGAAAAGAUUGCCCUUCUCAGCCAUGCACAUACAGUAGCUGUGGAGAGAUUGAGGCAUGGGGAUCAAAUAAUGCCUCCCCCUCUAGACUUCAGAAACAAUACCUAAGAGGGUCAUCAUAAGGGAGGGAGUGCCCCUAGCCCCUCUACACCUUUGGGGUGUAGAACUAGUUGCACAGUUUGUCUGAUUCCUGACAAUAGAGAAAUGACCAGUUGGUUUUCCCAGAAAAAUGGAAUAUCACUGAAUGGGAUGGCAAACUUUUUUAGAAUGAAUGAAAAAUAAUAAUCAUGUAGCAGACCACUUUAUAAAUAAAUUAAAAAGAGACAUCUCUUACUAAUUGAGGGUCCCUCAUGUUACAUGUGUGUCAUUGCAUCACUACAGUGGGGCUCCUUCAUACAUCACUUAAAUAAUGCGAGAAGAUGUAGCACAGAGGUAGGCAGUGUGAUUCCCUGCCAUUUACAAGUCUCAUUGUUCCUGGUUAUUGACCAUGCUGGCUGAGACCUAUGGAUGUUGUAGCACCAUAUUGGCUAUCCCUUAUCUGUGACUCCUUUCCUUGCCAACAUGCCCCAGUUUUCCAGAGGAGCAAUGGUAGCAUAGGGUAAUAAUAAUCUUUUGCUGUGUGAUUCAGUUUGUCACAUUUCCCUAGCCAUGCUGUAACAGUUCUCAUGCUGUAAACAUAAAGUGAGAAAGGGACUGAGCUCUUUUGCUUCAUGAUCACCAUAUUAUUUGUUAAUCUCUGAAUUGUUCAUGUGAUAAAAAGAUAGCCAUUUUGUGUAGAUGACAAGUUUGUGCCAAGUAAAAGAAGCCCUAGGAGGAAUGAGAAAAGUUGUUCUGGCAAACGGGUUCGGUUGAUGUUCCUACCACCAAGUUCUUGGGAAUGUUUGAUAGCAUAUUAUACCCUGGAGACAGUAGCUUGGAUCUGAACAUAUUCUUGUCCUGCCUGUAGACAACCAGGAUACUUAGAAUUGAGUUAGUUCAAAAAUAGCUUUUAUAUGGCAUUCUUAACGAAGGUUUCUAACACAAACAGGCCAGGCAUCAUGAAAACAGUGCAUCUCAGUUCUAGAAGCAGGACAUGUACCAUACAGGUCCACAGCAGAACCUGUCUGCAACUACAUUCAUCUCAAGACUACGAGAAUAAACUUGACUGAGUGGUGGUAUGGCCGCAAUAACAUAUAUGGUGCUUGUGAAAAGGAUGCUUGUAAAUUUGAUCAGUGAUGGAAUUUGCCUAAGAAAGUGAUGGGGAAUAGAAAGAAUAUGACUGGAUUUUGCCUCCCCAAAACCUUCUUGGUUGGUGGGCAGGGCUGUCAGUCAUCUGCUAUCAAGUGGAUGUUAGGUGAACAAAGAGAUCCUGUUUUGGGCGGGAUUCAGCUGCAUUAUGGAGUGCCAAUCAGUUGAUUAGUGAUCACAGUAAGCCACUGCAGAAGAACAUUUUUUUGUCACUAGCUUGAAUUCAAGCUGGCAAUUGACAGCAAGGAAAGGAAGCAUAUUUAAGAGGGUGUUCCUGUUUCUUCAUUUUAGCUCUGGCUUGAAGUUCAUUGUGUCUGAUAUCACAUAUGAUGCCUAAAGUGUGGAAGGUGGACAUGGUUUGCCCAAAGCAGCCUGGCAAGCCAGUCUCCAAUGCUUGGGGGUCUAGUUAGGCUCACCAGUCCUGAUCUAAGCUGUGGAAAAGUUCAUAAGUGAAGCUAUGGUAGCAAAUGAGGCAUAUGUAUAGUAAUGAUGUAGAGAAGCAGGCUCAUAUAUUGCAGAAGUUAGCAUCUCUGUUUCAGAUCAAAUUAACAAAGCUGCAGUUGUGCAGGCAAAGUGCUGCCAUUCAUAGAUCUGCUGGCAGAGGCUACUAGAAAGCAAUGGGAAGUCCUUCUUUUCACUAGCCUUAUGGAUGAAUGAUUUUAUUUACUGCAGUAGAACUUUGCCAUAGACAAGGACUCCACUGUGUACUUAUUUUGUAGUGCCUCAAUAAUAAGCUUUUAUUAUAGAUUCCUAUCAUUUUUCACAUGACAAGAGUAAAGGGUGUAUAAAACAAUGAUGUAUUUCUUCUGUUUAUUUAUUUUUUUAUACUAUUAUUAAUUUUGCACACCGUCCUAUACCCGCAGGUUUCAGGACGGCUCACAGGAUAAAAUCAUGAUAUAAAAACCACAAAAUACAUAAUCAAAAUAAAAGCCCUCCCCCCAAACACAUUUUAAAAGGGCAUAUUUGGAUCGUGUGGCCAUGAUUGAGUAGUACAAAGGAUUAUAAAUAUAAGUGAAUAUAAGAUCUAAUGGUAUAGCUGAGCAUGAAAACUAGUUAAGUAUUUUGAGGAACUGAAUGUUUGAGAUGUACUUAGUAUUGUGACAAUCCUGGAAUUUUUCUGAAGGCUGUAUGUUUUUAUAACCUGUUACAUUACUUAUUUCGCACACAUAUACACACAGAACUCAUCAAUAUUCCAGAGAGAUUAACAAAAUAGGAAGAAUUAUAUGACUCACUUUUGUUGUUCCAAAAAUGUUUUAGUAAAGGCUGUUAUUAUCCAAUAACCUACUUCUCUGAAAUCCUUUGUCAAAUCUAGUAGAAAAGGUCCAAAUCAUAUUUUCACCUUCCUAAAUUAAGAGACAUUCAGCAGCAUUUUAUAUGCAGGCAUCUCAUAGUAUGUGUGGUGUUCCAGAAUGAAAUGAAUAUUAGCUUAAAAACAACAUCUGGGGCUGUCUGUUUAGUCAGCAAGGCGGCUGCUGAGUGGAGCCAAAGAAUUUGAAGGGGAAAAUACUCUUACAAAUAUAGCAAGUGGUAUAAAGCUUUUUGAAUGAUGAUUUAAUAUACUUGGCUCCUUGUUGUAAAACUUUUGGAUCACUUAUGGGUUUAAAUAUAAAAAUGUCCUGCCACUAAAUUGUCCAGCACAAAACAAGUUUUGCUGCUGCUAGAUGAGAAAUGGGAAUGUCUCUCUAAAUGUGCUGAGAUUCAUUUAGUUCAAUGUCCAUAUAAGAUGAUAUACCCUACACUUCUGCGUGCAAAGUUUACCUAGUACCUGACAUGACUAAAACUCAAGUUGUAAAAACUCUGGAUUAUGAACUUCUUUACAAACCGAAAGUUGUGAUUCUUCAAAGAAGCUGUUAUAAAAGUGCUGCCAGAUGAUAUUUUAAACACAGCACCUUAACUGAAACAUGAAACAUUGUUUCAUGGGUUUAGAUUUCAAGCUUUCAUCAAUAUAAUAAAAUAGAGAUUAUUGUUUUAUCAAAUUACUGUAUUGCUUUAGCGUGUUAGCUGUGUAGCUCUUAGCCACACUUUCAGAGUAAUUUUUGGACUAACAUAAACAUGACAUUGUAGAAUGAGGAAAGUUAGAAGGCAUAAAAUAAGAGCAUAUGAUCAUUUAGCUGGGCUGAGUUAAUUAUCCCAGUCAGAUACACAAUUUUGUCUCCCGAAGACAGACUUUGGGGCUCCUUGGUCCCAGUACCAACAUAAUAUAGUAUAUGAUACGUUGUACAUGAUCCAAACUUUAAAUGUCUUUAACCCAGUGCUUUAGAGAACGGAUCAUGUUGUAUUUAGUGGUAAGGUUUACUUCAACAAAUUUGUCUAACCUCUUACGCAUUUUAUUUUAAACUUGUCUCCUUUCUCAGUCACUGCUUUUAUGCUUUUUUGAUCCAAAGUCAUGUGAACAAAGGUCUGCUCUCACAUGGGGCUUCCCCGCCUCUCCUUCCUAUUGCAGCCUCCUACCCCCCUCCUCCCAACCAUCCUGAAGAGUCAAGGGAUCUGCUGGAAUGGGGUAGGUAAAGGCUAUGGGGGGGGGGGGAGGAAUGGGCAUGAAAGCCCCAUUGUGUGUGAGCAGCCUUCUCAUGCAACUCUGGAUCCAGCUCCCCUGCCUUUAAGUCACUUUCAGCUUUGUAAGCAACCUGUUUCCCUUUAAAAGUACACAAUAAAAAACAAAACAUUUCCCUAGAACCUACAACUGUAAAGUGGAUGGAAAAAACCUGCUAGUUUGUUGAUAGUAGUGGUGGACAAACAUGAGGUUAUGUGAAGAAGAGACUUGUAUUUUGACAACUAACUUAAUCAGAUAUUUAUAUUUUGCCAGCAUUAAAAAAGCACUUUGAAAGCUAGUAGUGUUAAAAUGUAAGGUUUAUUUGUUGUCCCUGCAAUUUAUUUAAUGGGUAUAUUCUAGUACUUCCAGUGGAGCAGUUAGAGAGCAGUUUACCUGAAAUAAGUUGCAUGUAUGUUCCUUAGAUUUCACAGUAGAUCAUUAUGUCUUAAAAUAAAUGAACAGGAAGAGGAAACACAACUUUAAACUUUUUUUGUGCACUGGAACACUGGUAAUUCUGCGAAAAUGCAAUCUAGAGGACACAAGUGUUUAUUGUUGUUAUUAUUAUACAAAUACUAUUGUGCAUAAUUGUAUUUGGUUUUCUAUGAAUAGGUCUACACUGGUUUCUUUCACAUCUGUCUAAAGAUAUCUAAAGGUUUUGCAUGCCUUUGACAUUGUACCCAGCCUUAUGCUAAAGACAUCCACUUGGACUCUGUGUGAAAACCCAUUAACUUUGAAGAUUGCAGCCCACUCCUAAACAUGUUUGCUUCGUGCAAGUCUCACUUAACACAUACUUGAUGGUCAUAACUUCAGAUGGCCUUACUCUGUAAAGAGUUGCUUCACAAAAUGGCAUCUUCUGUUAUGUGUAUUUUAUGUAGAGUUUAUACAUAUACUGCAAAUAGAAAAACUGGUCCCAAGAAAGUUAUUUGUGUCUCUUACAGAAAGAAAUGAAGUGUAA
Podarcis lilfordi (Lilford's wall lizard) is the source of this 9265-nucleotide messenger RNA. The record is from the annotation of a GenBank genome assembly. Lineage: Eukaryota; Metazoa; Chordata; Lepidosauria; Squamata; Lacertidae.